Molecule: messenger RNA, 1475 nt
Organism: Solenopsis invicta (red fire ant)
Lineage: Eukaryota; Metazoa; Arthropoda; Insecta; Hymenoptera; Formicidae
Exons: 4
Coding region: 445-1296 (283 amino acids)
Source: RefSeq, a predicted model, not a curated record
UAUAUGUAUAUACAAUAAAGAAGUUUUUUAUAUUAACACUCUGUAAACACGACAAAAAUGCCCAGUAUAUUUUUUCCUUUGAAAUACUAUGAACAUCGUAAUAUACAACAGUUUUUAUAACCUUUUUUUUAAAAAGUUAGACUUUCGGUGAUAUCCUUAAAACGUUGAAUUUAGAUCGCGCUUGUUCUUUAUCACUUUAUCAAGCAUGCAUGCGUGCGUGUACAAUACAUGCGUACGUGAUAUAAACUUGAUACAAGAAAAGAAAGAAGUGAUAACAAACAAAAAAAGUCUUCGUCUCAUAGUAAUUUUCAAGAGGUUUCAAAUUAUUUUGAAGAGACCAACGUGGGGCAUUUUUCUUCUACAAAUAUUCCGAAAUAAGUUUGCUCUUCUGAGAAAUCUAUUAUAGCAGAGACUUCUCCUUUUAAAAUAUCAGUAGAAAAGGAAAUGCAAGAUACAAGAAAGAGGCAAAAUAAUGUUUCAAUCAUACAACAAUCUUAUUCUAGUAACUCAUCUGAAUUGGCAGAUGAGUUUGAUGCAGAUUCAAUACAAACGAAGAAAUUCCAGCAAAGAUUUGAUUCAGAAGGAACUUCUGACAUCCCUGAUUCUCCCAAAAACUUAAUGUCUACGGAGUCGUCUAACACAGAAUUAAACUCAGAUUGUACUACAGAAGUUGUAAGAAAAAGAAAAGAGUACAAAAAAACUUCACUUCCAUCUUUAGAAAGACAUUCUGUGAAUUUAGAUUUUGACCAAGAUAUAAAAACAAUUCUAAACAAUAUAUAUCUUAGAAUGGACGAAAUCAGCAGCAAGCUUGAUGUAUCAAUAAUAAAUCAAACAAAAUUAAUGACUUUCCUUUUGCCUCAUGAGAAAAAAAUAAAUAGACCCAAUAAUUUACCUGCCUUACCUCUGCAAUCUAUAAAUGAUCUUCGAAAAUUUGAGAAAUACUUGAGAGAGCCAGAAAAUAUGUCAGCUACGAUUAAAUAUAUUAGUUUUUAUGGAAGUGAUCCAGAUGAAACAAAAGCAACGAUGAAUGUGAUGAAAAAAUUAAUGUACAACUGUUUGGCAAAAAACAUAAAUUUUAAAGGUCUUGAUCCCAAUUCAUCAAAAAUUCCUCUUGAACAAUGUCAUAUGUGGGACCUAAUUCAAGGUGCUGUGAUGUGUAAUAAAAAAGAAAAUUGUGACAUUAAUAAACUGAAGAGAGCAUGUCAAAAUUGGUUGAAGCAAGCUCCACAUCGGAAGCAAGAAAUUGCAUAUAUUCCUAUUAAGACUCCUGACGCCUCACCGAGAACUCCGUAUUGACGGUAGUAACGUUUCGUCGCGGACAAAAUUAGAGCUAUAAUAGAAACGUGACAGAUUGACGACGAAAUGUUGUGUAUGUCAUUCCAUUAUUAUAUAUUCCAUUGUGAAAAUUUGACUUAUCUCAUAUUUACCAAAUUUGUAAGAAUGGACCGCAAGUAAAGUUUCUUUGAAGUAAUACA